AGAAGUUAGGUUAGGAAGUCAAUGCAAUUUUCAAAAAAACCAUUACUGCUGAACUAAACAUUCCUAAGAUUCUAGUGUCAUUCGAUAUAUUUUUUCGAAAAAUUUUGGAUAUUUGCACAGCAGCCAAUAUUAGAUGUUUAGUGGUUGUUUGCAUGUUCACCUACAUACAUAAUAAUAGCUUGAAUUGUUUUGGUUUACAAAAACAAACUGUGUUUUAGUUGUAUUUAUUGCUUCAAUUUACUAAUACCUGCCGAAGGUCUGCUUCAUUCGGACAUUUUGAAUAUUGAUCUGAAUAGCCUUAGAACCAGUUGAUAUUUAAAAGAAGAAGAAGAACGAAAUACCAAGUCUCUAAAUCAAGAUGGUUCGGCACAAAAAUAGGUACUUCGUGAUCAAAAUACGAGCUGUCGAUUCCCCCAAGGAAGCGCCAUUGCAUUUACAUCCAGCAAAUGUUUAUGGUGCAAUAACCGGUGCCGUACAACAAUUACAUGGUGAUUUUGGUGUUGCAGCUACAAGAUCUGAUCUUGUAGCAAAAUACUGCAAUGCUGCUACAAGAAUAGGAAUUAUAAGAUGUAGACACGGUCCACAUAAACUUAUCGCUAGUGCCAUGCCUUAUGUUAAAAACAUAGGACCAUAUAAAGCAUAUAUCACCACCCUGUUUAUGGGAGCUACCAUGAGACAUUGUUUCAAUUUCAUUAGAAAUUAUCAACAAAGAAAGUUUGAAAAAUAUUGUAUUAACUUGAAGACAGAUGAGGAGAAAGCUGAAUUGAAAAAAAUGUUGCUGAAUAUGGAUCCAGUUCUGUCCAUUCUCUAAUGUACGUAACAAGUAAUAAGAACUGUGAUAUGAAUAUUUGAGUUGGAGGAUUGUAUAUAAUUAUUAUAAUAUAUUUUUUUUCGAAUGA
Molecule: messenger RNA, 899 nt
Organism: Coccinella septempunctata (seven-spotted ladybird)
Lineage: Eukaryota; Metazoa; Arthropoda; Insecta; Coleoptera; Coccinellidae
Gene: Pop5
Product: ribonuclease P/MRP protein subunit POP5
Exons: 3
Coding region: 359-811 (150 amino acids)
Biological process (GO): tRNA 5'-leader removal
Cellular component (GO): ribonuclease P complex
Molecular function (GO): ribonuclease P RNA binding
Source: RefSeq, a predicted model, not a curated record